Messenger RNA from Corylus avellana, 1594 nucleotides. RefSeq names its product serine carboxypeptidase-like 33 (gene SCPL33). The record is from RefSeq and is a predicted model, not a curated record. NCBI's taxonomy places the organism in Eukaryota, Viridiplantae, Streptophyta, Magnoliopsida, Fagales, Betulaceae. Gene Ontology annotation, biological process: proteolysis. Gene Ontology annotation, cellular component: vacuole. Gene Ontology annotation, molecular function: serine-type carboxypeptidase activity.
UCUAUUUAGGAGUGGAGUAAAUGCGAAAUGCAAAGCUGGGAACAAUUAAGGAUGAUGGCCAAUCCGGGUUCCAUUAAAUGUCUCGUUUUCUCUCUCCUAUCCUUGUAUCUAUUUUGCGUUAAGGCAUUGGCAGAGUAUCCUGAAUCCCAGGAAUCCGAAUCCGAUAGAGUAAUAAAUCUACCAGGCCAACCCCAAAGCCCACCAAUUUCCCACUUCUCCGGUUACGUCAAUGUCAAUGCUCACAACGGGAGGGCCCUUUUCUACUGGUUCUUUGAAGCUCAACAUCACUCCUCCAACAAGCCUCUGCUUCUCUGGCUCAAUGGAGGGCCUGGCUGUUCCUCAAUUGGGUAUGGUGCAGCUGUUGAGUUGGGACCUCUCAGAGUUUCUAAAAAUGGAGCUGGCCUUCACUUCAAUAAAUAUGCCUGGAAUAAAGAAGCAAAUUUGCUGUUUGUGGAGUCCCCAGUUGGAGUUGGCUUCUCUUACACCAACACAUCUUCUGAUCUCACCAAAUUGGAUGAUGGUUUUGUGGCCGAUGAUGUCUACAAUUUCUUGGUCAAUUGGCUGCAACGAUUUCCACAGUUCAAAACCCAUGAUUUCUUCAUCGCAGGAGAGAGUUAUGCAGGCCACUACGUUCCUCAGCUUGCAGAGCUUGUGUAUGACCGAAACAAGGAUAAAACCAAAUACCCAACCAUCAAUCUAAAAGGUUUUAUAGUGGGAAAUCCGGAAACGGAUGAUUACUAUGAUUCAAAGGGUCUGCUGGAAUAUGCAUGGAGCCAUGCUGUUAUAUCAGACCAGCUCUAUGAAAAGGCUAAGAAAGUGUGUGAUUUUAAGAUGUUCGUCUGGUCCAAUGAAUGUAGCAGUGCUAUGAACCAAGUGUUUGACCAGUAUCAGGAGAUUGAUAUAUACAAUAUCUAUGCCCCCAAGUGUCUUAUCAACACCCAAUCUUCACUAGCAGUGAAUAACUAUGGAUUGAGGGGUAUAAGAGUCUUUGGAGGCUAUGACCCAUGUUUUUCUACGUACGCAGAAGAAUAUUUCAACAGAAAAGAUGUUCAAUCAUCCCUUCAUGCUGGCGUUGGGAGAAGCAAUUCUAAUGUAACAUGGAAGGUCUGCAAUAAUUCCAUCCUUAGGACAUAUAAUGUCAGUGUAUUUUCUACCCUACCUAUCUACACCAAACUCAUCAAGGGUGGCCUCAAGAUAUGGGUUUACAGUGGGGACACAGAUGGCAGAGUACCUGUUAUUGGGUCACGCUACUGCAUUGAGGCUCUUGGACUCUCCCUCAAGUCUCCUUGGCGUUCUUGGUACCACCACUCUCAGGUUGGAGGGAGGAUAGUAGAGUAUGAAGAAGGGGUGACAUUUGUGACAGUGAAAGGGGCAGGCCACUUGGUACCUCUCAACAAGCCCAGCCAGGCUCUUUCUCUCAUUCGCUCUUUCUUGACUGCUCAACCUCUCCCGACCCAUGGAUGAUUUUUUUUUUUUCACUGCUUCUUCCAGUAAUUGCCAUGAUUUGAUGCCCCCCCAUCUGUAAUAAAAUUUACAAUCUGGGACUGGGAGAUUAUUUUUCUACUAAAUUUUCAAGUAGUUUCAUCCUUUUCUU